Molecule: messenger RNA, 1240 nt
Organism: Populus euphratica (Euphrates poplar)
Lineage: Eukaryota; Viridiplantae; Streptophyta; Magnoliopsida; Malpighiales; Salicaceae
Product: zinc-finger homeodomain protein 2-like
Exons: 1
Coding region: 659-1057 (132 amino acids)
Biological process (GO): regulation of DNA-templated transcription; regulation of developmental process
Cellular component (GO): nucleus
Molecular function (GO): DNA-binding transcription factor activity; transcription cis-regulatory region binding
Source: RefSeq, a predicted model, not a curated record
UUCCCUUCUGUUGAGUUACAAUUUCACUUGUCAAAGAUAAUGGCAGGGGCAGCCGGGUAAGGUUUAUACAAUAUGACUGUAAAUAUGCCUUCUCUUCAGGGCAUACAGGCCUCAUCACUUGAUGAAAUAGUCCACCUACUAAAUGACAAUGGUCUGCUGUCAAACCCUGAAACCAGAAAAACUCUGACAUCAUUAUUGGUGUGGACAGGAUACAUGAUUUUUCAAACCUGUUUUUCGACAUCAUUUACAGUACUCCUUUUUUGGCUAGUUUUUCUUCCCCUAAGAAUCCUUGCAUGCUUGAGUAUAAAUUCAUUUACAAUGAUAGAAUCCUGCAUUUUCAAAGAAAGAGUCAAUGGGAGGGAAAUAAAUGCACCAAUUCUAGGUACUUCCAUAAGCUGACAAAACUUUCUAACAACUUGCAAGUUAAACCAAGAAAUCGGCAAAAGCUAUCUCUCAGUGAUCUUGACAGAUGCAUCUUGAGUCCUUUGGCCCUCACCAAACCUUCGCCUUUUCUAAACCAUGCAGCAAAAAGCACCAACCACAUACUGUCGACAGUAAAAGAAAGUGUAUUCUACAACUAUAAUAAGUUAUGACACUUGCAAGAAAUGUAGAGAAAAGUCAGACAUAUUAGCACAGAUACCCUUCCAGCCUCUCUCCCAUGGCUAAUAGUGAUUCAAAAUCCAAGCCUCUGAAUGAAGAAUCAAGAAUAAUCGCCGAGUAUAGAGAGUGUUGGCGGAACCAUGCCGUCUUGACUGGUGGCCACGCUGUUGAUGGUUGUGGAGAGUUCACUCCAAAUGGAGAUCAAGGGACUAAAGAAGCUUUCAUCUGUGAAGCUUGUGGUUGCCAUAGAAACUUUCAUAGAAAACAGGUGAUCAUGAGGAAUGGUACCAUUCUUCUUGACUCUCAUCAUUCACCUCCUCCUCCAUAUGGACUAUAUGGAGCUCCAUAUACCUCUGUCAGCGAUGAAGAGUCCCUGUAUAAUGGAAGCAGCUCUGAGAAGAAAAUGAAGGCAAGAAAAAGGCCUAAGAGAGGCACCUCAAUGCGCAACAAGAAAUGAGGUGAGGCCAUUUUCUUCACCCACCACAAUAAAUUAGACUUAUCUGGUCAGCUUAAAAGGUCGUAAUGUUACCCCACAUAUUGGAAGGUCAUAAGUCUCUCUAAUGAAGACUUGUCACUAUAAUUUCGUAAAAUAAUCAUGCAUUUGCCAAAAGAGGAGGCAGCUCCACCAUAAAUUACAGUA